This is a messenger RNA of Girardinichthys multiradiatus, 14679 nucleotides long. It is a transcript of the gene hydin, whose product is annotated as HYDIN axonemal central pair apparatus protein. Lineage: Eukaryota; Metazoa; Chordata; Actinopteri; Cyprinodontiformes; Goodeidae. Gene Ontology annotation, cellular component: axoneme. Gene Ontology annotation, biological process: axonemal central apparatus assembly; cilium movement. The transcript has 90 exons. The record is from RefSeq and is a predicted model, not a curated record. Bases 133 to 14532 code for a protein of 4799 amino acids.
CAGCUCGUAAGUUUCUCGCUAAAAUGAAGUUUUUUACACGGCGGUAGGAGUUUGAUAGAAUAGUUUAUUUUGUUAGCAGACGAUUACCAGAGGUGUUAUUAUUCUGUGAUUUUUCUACAGAACUCAUUCAGAAUGAAAGCUGUUCAGAUCCAGCAUUUCAGCUCUCUGCUUUGCAAAAAUAAAAUCCUCGUAGAGGAGGGCAAGCCAAGACGGAUGACUCCAUCGGUUUUUACACAGGAAAUGCUGCAGUCCACAGAGGAGCGCCUGUGUAACACCACAGAGGUUCACCUGCCCCUCAUGCUCAAGACUCCAGAGAGCAACACCCUGCAUCACACAGUAAAUCUGUCCCCAAUAAAACCGGACCGGCCGAUUUUCCAGCCUUACCCAUCAGAGCUGGUCUUCCAGAACUUCAUUCCCUUACAAACCUACAGUUUGCCGCUGCUGCUUCUCAACAAUGACAAGGUUGCACACGCUGUAAAGUUGGAGCGGGAUAUUUCAGAACAGUUCUAUGUGGUUGGUCCAGAAAAUGGAAGUAGCAAGGUAGCACCAGGAAUGACUUUGAGUUUUACGGUAUUCUUCACACCACAGGAGAGCAAGGACUACAGCCACAGACUGGUUUGUGUGACACCAAGAGAACGUUUUGAGAUUCCUAUUCGUGCCAUCGGGCCACGUGGCAUUCUGGACUUUCGAGAUGAGAUUCAUUUACCUCUUUGUUUAGUGAAAGCAUCCACAGAGAAAACCCACUUUGUUUGCAACGUAGGCAACUGUAAAGCAAAAUUCAAGUUGCACACACAAAGUCCUUUCUCAGUGACGCCCUCUUCUGGUACUCUCAGUGUUGGAGAAGGCAUCCAGGUGACUGUGGUUUUUCACCCCAUGACUGUUGGAGACUUUCAGGAAGACCUCCUUCUGCACUACGGCACGGGUGAAGAUGUUCACAUCAGUUUGUUUGGAACUUCUCAGGAACUGGACAUCUGUCUUGAACCUGAGCCCUUAAAGCUGAAGAAGACAUAUAUCUCCCUGGCCAGCUCUCAGAUAGUAUCGCUCACCAACUGUAGUGAGAUUCCUCUUCAGUACCAUUGGACAGUGUGGCCAAGUCAGGCGAAGGAUGACCUGGAAAACUCAGUGCUUCAGCAGGGGGAGGAGAAAAAAGAGGAAAAUAUGUGUCAACCUAUUCAAUGUGGGUCUGACCCCACAGCGAUCCAUCACCUCCCGCUGCUGUCCCGAGCCCUGCAGGAGAGCGAAAGCCGAGCUGCAGAGGACUGCCUCCCUACUCUCUCUCUCAGCGGCAUAACAUUAGAGCCAGCGGAGGGCGAGAUCUGGCCUAACACUACAGCAAACUUCAUCAUUAUCUUCAAACCAGAGGAGGCAAAAGUUUACCAACACACCGUUUACUGUGAUGUCACAGGCAGCGAGUCACCAUUACCCCUUCGGAUCAAAGGUGAAGGCCUUGGUCCGAAACUCAAGCUCAACUAUAACCUAAUGGACAUGAAAAAUGUUUUCAUAGGUGACAAAGACCAUUAUGAGGUGCAGAUGACAAACAGGGGGCUGAUUGAUGCCCCUUUCAGGUUUUCUCGCCCCGACACCACAUUUGGUCGGUGUUUUUCCAUUAAUCCAGAGGAAGGUGUUGUUCCCCCUGGGAUCUGCCAGGCUGUAGGAGUUACCUUUCACAGUCAGAUCUUGGGAAGUUUUUCCGAGGAUUUGCUAUUAACUGUCACAGGACAGUCUCAACCUCUUACCUUGACCUUCAGGGGUUGUGUGAUUGGCCCCACGUUCCACUUUAAUGUCUAUGAGCUAAAUUUUGGCGAUGUAGCUUUUGGUUUUCCAGCAACACAGACGUGUACCCUCUUCAACACGUCCUUUGUUCCUAUGACCUUUGCCUUACAUGUCAUGGGGGACGGGUUGGGAUCUGCCAGUGUUAGCAGUGCCAAACAGGUGUCAGAUUUGUCCCAGAGGAUCUGGCAAGGGUAUGUAGCUAGAGACCCUCGCCUUCGGCCGGUGGAGUUCACAGUCUGUCCGGCGGCCGGCACCGUGGACGCCAUGUCUAAUGUCACCAUUAAGGUGACUCUGUGCUCCAACACAGCGAAGAAAUACGAACUGGCUCUGGCGGUAGAUGUUGAAGGUGUCGGAGAAGAAGUCAUGGUUUUGCCUCUCAAUGCCAGGUGUGUUGUGCCUGAGAUUGUGGCCGAGCCUGCAGUUUUGGACUUCCAGAGAUGUUACCUGGACCUUCCUUAUGAGCAGAAUGUGCGGCUGAUCAACUCCAGUAGUCUUCCUGCCUGUUACGGCAUGCUAGAUCAGGAAAUUGAGGAAAGCACAACAGUACUUUUCGGCAGCUCUGUGCCCAGAGGAGUUCUUCCUCCUGGUAGUUCAAAGGAGAUUCCUGUGUUCAUAGCUGCUCGUGCUGUUGGAAGGAUCCAGAACUCUCUACGUAUCGCUGUGUUUGGCAGCCUUCAGCAGCCUCUGGAGGUCGUUCUGUCAUGUAUUGGAGAGGGACCCAACGUUUAUGUUCCCAUCGCACAGCUGAAGUUUGGCAGUAUUCCUGUUCUGACGGAUGUUACUCGAACACUGCAACUGCUCAACCAAUCUCCCAUUCCUGCUCACUUCAACACCUGUAUGAUCCAUAAACAGUCCUUCUGGCGUGUUGAACCCAGUGAAGGAGAGGUGCCACCGGAGAGCCAGCUGGAGCUAAAGAUAGUGGCACAUCUGAACGACACACGUCGCUUUCUGGACAAGCUGGAAAUAUCCGUACGAGACAGUCGAACACACGUUGUCUCCCUGUCCGCCACAGGCACCGGGACAACAAUUGUCAGUGACAAACCUUUGGGGCCUAAUCUUGACCUGGGCACGCACUUCUGCAAUGUUUCAUAUCAGUACCCAUUCAAACUGACCAACCAUGGUCCACGGCAUCACCGGAUGUUCUGGAAGAUUGGUGGCUUCCUUGCCUCUCCAAAACAACAUGUAAACUUCUCCGGUAGAACUGUGUUACCUCCAAUCAGCUCUUCUGGGCAGAGAGAUACUCUGAGACAUAGAUCUUUACCUUCCUCCAACAGAGAAAAAUCAGUUUUCACUCUCAGUCCCGCUUGUGUGGACCUUUCUCCAGGCUCUUCUGUUGAUAUGGUACUCGCUGCAUUCACGGAUUCCCCCAAGAUUGUUCAUGAGCGUCUGGUGUGCGACAGCAUCAUUGGUGGCCACGGCUGUCAGGAGACCAUCAUGUCUGUUGAAAUGAUGUGUCGUUUUGUUGCACCACUGCUUAGUAUUUCCUCAAAGCAGCUGAACUUUUACGUAAAGAAGGUUAAGGGGGACAGUCUGCUGCCGGUAUAUCAGAAGCUGGUCUUGUACAAUGUGUCUUCUUUGUCUCUGUCCAUGGAGCUUAUUCUUACAGAGCCUUUCUUUCUGUGUGAGACCCCAGGAGACCCCGGGAGACACAGAACCAAGUUUUUCGUUUUAGAGGACCAGCGUCAAUCUGAAUUCUGGGUUUGCUUUGAUCCAUCUUUAUAUAAGGACUUAGCGCCACGUAUUGUGGAUGAGACACUUAAAAUAAAUUACUUGGAACACCCACAACAAGAUAUUGUGAAGUUGCAUGCUGUGGUCCACUUUCCGAACCUUCACUUUUCUUCAACCACAGUUGACUUUGGUUGUGUGCAAAACUGCACAGAGACAAAAAAAACAGUAACAAUUACCAACUGCUCUCCGCUGCCUUUGUCCUACUGUUGGGCUUUUCUGGAAGACCAAAACCAAACUCAACUAAGGCUUACAGCGGAUGAUCAGAGCACCACACAGCGCCCUGUGCAUGUGGAAGAGGCUUUUGAUAUCUCACCGAUGUAUGGCGUUUUACAACCUCAAGACCAGCAGCUCGUCACCUUCUAUUUCUUCGGUCAUGAGAACAUCAGUAGAGCGGUGGUGGCUCAGUGCAGUGUUGAAGAUGGACCAACAUAUGACGUCCAGGUCAGAGGAGAAGCCUCGGCAAUCUGUUACAGUCUUGAAUCCACCCAUCUUGACUUUGGCUCUCAGCUCUUUCACUGUGUGGGGGAAGUUGAAAUGUGUGUUAGGAAUUCUGGCAAAGUGGGCUUUGAGUUCAGCAUCAUACAACUUCCAAGUGCUGAGGAGGACGAAGGGUUUGAUGAAGAUGAAGGAGCACCAAUGAAGGCAGGUAACGAGGGUAGAGAUACACAGCAACUCAAAGGAAAUAGCAAACAACAGGAGAGACCGAGGAUCAGACCUGGGUUGCCCAAAGUCAUUCCAGCUGUGGGUUACAUUGGUGCUGGUUCUGAGAGGCACCUGCGCGUACUUUACCUACCCGGCAUCCCUGAAGUGUUUGAGAAGCACUUUCAACUACAAGUGGCUUUCUUACCACCACAGGAGAUCACUCUGACUGGGGUGGGAGUGAUUCCAAGAAUCCGACUGAAUUUACCUCGAAACUUGUCAGAGGAGUGCUACAGUGAUGUGUUGCAGCAGGCCCAAGCAGCUGUGGAGGCACAGAGAGUCAGACAGGAGCUUGAACAUGGGAUCCUUGUUGGUAGAGGGCCUCAAGAACCAGCUGACUGUGCACCAACGUAUGAAGAGUUGAUCCACCUGGAAGUUGAGAGGUUGCUGGUCAUAGAGAACGCUCUCCGUGUGCCUGAUAGGAUGCUGGAGCUUAGUGACCAACCUAGUUCUUUAUCACAGUGGCAGAAUCUCAGCAAGCUUUUGUCUCUUCGCAGGGUCAAGCUUCCAGAGUAUGUGCUGGAUUUUGGCUUAGUGAUUCCAGGCAAAGUCUACAGUCAGAUGGUGAACAUCAUUAAUAAUGGAUCAAUACCUGUGUCCUUCUAUGCCCACUGCAAACAUCUAACAGGCACAGGUUUUACCACAGAAUUUGAAAGUGUGCAGAACCUUCCUUGUGGGGAAACCCAGACUUUUACAAUUGAAUUUGAUUUUCACUCUCCCAACGGAAAGACGGGGCAGACGAGCAUCAUUCUGCCGAUACAGCUCACAGAUGGACCAGUGGUGCAGGUUAAGCUAUGUGCAGUCAUAACCAUGCCAACACUCACCGUCUCAAAAGACAUGCUGCUGUUUGACACAGUGCAGUGUGGCAUGUGUCAGAUUCAAACGAUACAGCUGCAAAACUGUGAAUCAGUGCCGUGUCAGUGGAGCAUGGCUGAAGAGGUGAAACCUCUCAAAAAGCAGCAGCGGCUGAUUCCUGCGGUAUUCCAGAUGAUUCCCUGCUCUGGUGUGAUGUUCCCUGGAGAACGUGUGAACGUCCACAUCAAGUUCUGCCCUGUGGAGGGGUGUUCAUACAGCAGACGGCUGGUGAUCCAUGUUUCUGACAGCACUCAGCAGGUCUUCAUUACAGCUCGGGGUCAGGCUGAAGAAGCACGGCUCGAGUUCUGUCCGUCUGUCCUGGAGCUUGGGCCCUGUCUUCCUUUUAGCUCAGAGUCUAAAGCUGAGGUCACAGUGAAAAACCACUCCUCCUUCCCCAUUGAGUUUUACUCCCUGGAGUUUGAUAAACAGUACCUCAAGGAAGAAGAGAUCCUGCGGCUUAUAGCUGAAUAUGAUGAGAACAACAUGCUCCUGCUUCCCCCAAGGGUCCCUGGAGAAGGUUUUCCUGCGGAGCUGCUGGAAUAUUGCUCUCAGUUGAAAGAUGAUGUGCUGAAUGUAGGCAUGGUGGAAGAUGAAUCAAAGAAAGAUGGCACAGUAAAGGAUGAGGAGAAAUCAAAACCAAAUGAUGGCGCAGUUGAGAUGAGCUUCUUUAAUGUGAAACCAGGGCAAUUUUUUUUUUCACAGUUGACCAGAGAAGGAAUCAUUGGUAGUGUCAAACAGCUAGACAUGACACCUGCCUCCAGAGCGAUCGCCCGCCACAUGGAAUUGAACCUUUCACCUGAGGGACUGACAGCACAGAACCACCGAGGAAUUGCUAUCAUUGUAUAUGGAGCCCCACUAACAGAUAAAAGCAGCAUGGCAGCAGCUCUGGCAUGUUACUAUGGAGCAGCGUGCUUGAGUAUUGAUGCUGUGGUCACUGAUGCCAUUCAGAAUGGCACUUCUCCAGCUAGCCAAUCUGCAAGGCAACUUUAUCAUGCUGCAGUGGCUGAUUAUGAACAAAAAAAGGCUGCAGAAGCUGCCAAGGCCAUUGAGGAAAAAACUCAGUCAAAACCUGCAGCACCUCCUGAAAGCUCAGAUCCUGAUUUAAUUCCAGCUUUCCUUAAUACUGUGGAUGUUCCUGCUGACCAGAGCGAGAACUGCUGCAAUAACAAUCCUUCUACAGCUCACCAGACGUCAGAAAACACGGCAAAAGAUUUUUGUGUGGGAAGAAAUGCAACGACAAUCAGUUUUUUCCCACCUGAACAUCUUCUUGUUGAAAUCCUUAUAGAACGAUUUCAGUUAAGCGAUUGUCACAGUGGAAUAGUUAUCAACGGCCUGGAGUCUGUUUACAGUCCGAGUCAACCAAGCACACUUCAAGUUGUGCUUAAGGCCAUCAGUAACCGCAAGCACAUAUAUGUACUAAAUUUAUCUGACACCUACGAUGCCCUGAAGGAACGGGAUAGACAGCAGAGAGAGGCUGAGGAAGCCUUGCAGAAAGAAAUAGCUGAGAGGGAAGAAAGGUGGCAGUGGGAACUGGAUCAGGAGACGUUCGAUGCUUUGCCUGAUGAAGAUAAGGAGAAAAUUACUCAGCGACACCUGGCGGCAUUUCGACAGAAGAAGCAAAGGGCGCUUGAACAGAAGGCGAAAGAGGAGGAAGAAAGGAGGCAACAAGAGGAGAAUCACAGGCUGAAAGAAAAAGAAUUAAAGAAAAAGAAGAAAAAGGAUGAAAAGUCAGCAACUCUGGAAGCUCUGAAAACCUCGCUGGAAAUAAAGCAGAGCAUUGUGGAUGAACUACAGUGUGAGUUUGAUAAAUAUGAGCAGAGCCAGGCCAUGGUGGAGCAGGUCCUGCAGCAAUGGGACCGGGUCCAAGGCGUGCUCCUGGAUUCUUUUCCGGCUGAAGAACUCCGUCCAGGUUCAGAUGAUGCCAUAAUAGAGAAAAAAGCACCUUCUACCAAGAAAUCAAAGAAAAGCACCACUAAGGCCGUCCUGAGAGCACUUGACCUCAUCCCUCACAUUGUGAGGAAUGUAACGCAAAAUGGCUGUGGUAAUUCCACAGAACUGCUUAAUAACAGCAUCCUUCCUACUUUGGAUAAGAUACUGAACGACUUGAGUUUAGGACAUGGUGGCCCUCCGAGUCGUCCUCCAACCACUCUAUCUGUUGUUGCUUUUCCUGAACACAGGGAACAACCUAAAGUCUAUCAAACAUGUUUCACCUUCCUGAAUCCAUCAGGGCAUGAUGAGGACGAUGAAAAUAAAGAUCUAGAGGAACAUGCACAUAAAGCAAUUGCACAGGAAAAGGCAACAGGCUCUAAACGUCACAAGGGAAACUCAGAUCACAAGACCAAAGACAAAAAAGGCAAAGAGAGUCAAAUGAGCAUAACAAGACAAAGCAAGACAAAAUCAAAGGCCUCAGAGAGUUUGACCACAUUUCGCUGGGUUGUACCUGCUAACAGUGAGGUGCUUCUGAAGAUCUGGUUCUACUCUGAGUCACCUGGAAUAUUCAAACAGGUCUUUAAUUUUGAGUUAGCUGGGAACCACAAACUCUACCAACUCACAUGCAGAGGAGUUUGCACCUACCCCUCCAUCUCAAAGGAGUUCAAGACUCUUUUUGCGCACAGUAAGAAGGUAGCACAAGAGAAGGAAGACCUUCAGAAGACCUAUGUAAUCAAACCUGGUUAUUUUGAGUUUGGACCUUUACUUUGCAGUAAGACUAGAGACAGGUACAAGAAAAACACAUAUCCAGAGAACUCUGUGAAGCUGGUAAUUGAUAACAAUUCUAGUUUGGAGGCAGAGGUCCAGUUUAGUUUCCAGCAUGACACUCAGGCCACAACAUAUCUGCUGGACCCUCCUACGAUGGCUCUCACUCCUGGACAGAAAGAAGUACUGACAGUCUGGGCAUUCCCAACCAAACAGGGACAAAUAAAAGACAGCUUAAUUUGCCAUAUCAAGGACAAUCCCGAGCCUACGGUCAUCCAGUUCUCUUGCUGGGGUGUCCGACCAGAACUGGAGCUGGAGAUAAGCCAUUUAAGCUUUGGCAGGAUUCUGCUGCACAGGAGAGACAGUCGCGGCAUCAUGAUGCACAAUAAGACCCCUUUGCCACUGUCUUGGAUACUGCAGGGUGUGGACGCCUUGGGGGAUGAGUUUAUGGUGCCACAAGAUCAAGGCGUCAUCAAGCCGAACUCCUCUUUCCUUCUCAGCGUUCAGUUCAGGGCCAAGAGGCCGAUCCUUGUAAAGAAACUCUUACGUCUUGAGGUAUACGAUGUGGACAAAAUUAUUGGAAUUCUGCAAACUGAGAACAUACAAGUUUAUGCUGAGGCCUAUGAUGUAGAUCUGAAGAUCGAACCAGCAGCCAGUUUGGACUUUGGAACCAUCAGAGCAAAUGAAGAUGCCAAACAGCAGCUCAAACUGACAAACAAAGGAAAAUAUGACUUAGCCUUCAAAUUUUCAGUUGGAUGUCCUGACCCAACACUUCCCACCAUAAAGUCCAUGUUCACAGUGUCUCCACAGAGCGGUACUCUGUUGCCCCGUGGGAAACCUACAGCUGUAGUGAUUGUCUGCAGACCUGAUAAAGAAGUCUCACUGAAAGAAGAAUCCAUCCUAAGUUGUCAGGUGAUUGAACCCAGCAUUAAAGGAGGAGAAACCAUAGCCACCUUAGACAUCAAGAUUUCACUGCAGGCUGUUUUCUCCAGAUACAAGAUAACACCUGCGUGGGACAUUGACUUUGGUCCGCUGAUUUAUGGCACUGACAAAUCCCAGAACUUCACAAUAGAAAACUAUGGACACUUCCCAAUACAUUUCACCCUCAGUCGCAUGAUCUCAGAACUUGGAAUCCAAGCAAGGCCAGGAGGACGAACCAGAGUCCUACCUAGAGACAGUGUUUCAGCAAAGUCCACCGGGUCCACUUCUGAAUCAAGACAAGAUCUUCCUCACAGAGAAUCGAGUACUCGGGAAACUUGCCUCAACAUGGGCGUUUUCACAUUGUCUCCCUACACUGGAAACUUGCAGCCUGGGUCUCAGCAGCAGAUAACCGUGGUCUGUGUGGCUGAGCAGCUUGGCAUUUGGAACCAGGGCCUGCUUAUUGACAUCAGUGGCCGCGACCCCUCAGACCAGCCUGACGGGAUCCCAUAUAGACUGUUUGCUGAAGUCUGCAAACCAGGCAUUGUGGUCGACCCGACAUCUAUCUUUGAAGAACACUAUUUGUGUCAAAACAGUAGCCAGCUGUCCUCCGAGCAGUUCUGCAAUGCUGAAGGAAUUUUUGUCCUAGAUGAGAAAAGAUUUAUCUUCAACAAUGUUCUGGUGGGGCAAACCGCUCGGGCCCGCUUCAAACUCACCAACAACAACAAGGUCCCCUGCACACUCAACUUGGCCAUCAAAUAUGGAGGGACUAAGACACCCCGACAGUUGGAGGUAUUUGACUUGCCUGCAACAACUCUGAACAUAUCCAACCAGUCACACGCCUUUGCUGUGGUCACCUUCACACCACAAGCAAUCCGAUCUUACAGCGCUGUAUUUGAGGCUACGGUGAAGGGGCACUGCAGAUCAAAACAUACAUUCAUGAGCCAAACCCUGGAGUUUCAGCUAACUGGUAAGGGGAUUCUACCCAGUGUCUGUGUUCUGGGUCCAGCUGGUGGAAACAGCACAGGAAAGCCAGUGAUACAGUUCGGACGGGCUUUGGUGGGCCGAAGACAUACUUUACCAUUGGUGCUUCUCAACGAUGGAAAUGUUGUAGCUGAGGUCCAGAUUGACCUGGUGGAUAAACAUGAUGUGUUCACAAUCAAAGCUCCUGCUGAUAGCACCAACGACACUGUCCACUUGGCACAUCUUCAGCAAAUCCCUGCAUCAGAGGGUCAGUUGGUCCAUAGAGCCACUGCGAGGCUUGACGUAAACGAACAGAAGAGGUUUGAGGUCAGCUUCUGCUCCACUAAAUCUGUGACUGCUGAGACAACAAUGACUGUGCAGGUGAAAGACAACCAGUACAGCAACAUCACAAUACAUGUGACGGGAGAAGCUUAUCAGGAGAUCGUGUCUCUCGAUAAUAUCAGCAGGUCAACGCAGGAUGGAGAAGAUGAAGUGGAAGGUUUUUAUGAGAUGCUUAAUUUUGGUGAUUGCCAUGUAGAUUGUAAAUACCAAGAAAGCUUCACUAUGACCAACCACAGCAGCAGCCAAGUGGUGAGGUUUGAGUGGCCUCCCAGUGAACCCAACAUCACGUUUUCACCAAAGGUUGGGCACAUUCACGCUGGUUGCUCUAAGGAGGUGACCAUCACCUUUUGUUUCAGUCAGCCAGUUACUCUGAAGCAGCCAAUGAGAUGUAAGAUUUGUCAGGUGAUGUUCAAGCAGCCAAUAGAAGAGGUGGCUGACUGGGAUGACCGUCACAAAUCAGUGAAAUGGCAAAAUGCUUCAGACAUGGUUUCUGAAGAAUCUCAACAGCCUGAGAUUAAAAAGGUGAAAGAGACAGAUCCUGAGCCUCUCUGUUCUGUGGUUGAGGGAUCUCAGUCGGAGCUGGAUUUGGAAAUCAGAGCAGUUUGUGAUUAUUCGAAGUUCAGCUGCAGCAGCAACACCAUCCAGCUUAAAGAUACCAUGCUGUUCCAAACCAGGCUCCACCAACUGCAGAUUAUCAAUGUGGGCUCUGUGAAAGUAGAUUUCUGCUGGCAAGUUCAAAUGGAUUCAUGCUACAAGAUUUCAAAUCCUAAACAAGACGAGAGCUCGGGAUCUGGGCCUGGCAGCAGUUUAUCCAGGCCUCCUAGUGCUUGCAGCAGUGUACUGUCCCUCCUCAAAGGAAACCCUGAAUUGCCUCCAUUCAGCGUGGAGCCCAGAAUCGGAACCAUAAAUCCUGGUGCUACACAGAACUUCAGCGUUUGCUUUUCACCUGUGGAGGUAGCUCAGUUUCAGGGCAGACUACUCUGCAGUAUUCCAAACCUGCAGAACGGUGACCAGGCUCCUUGUAUCACUGUUUCUGGUCAAGGCCUGCUGCCUAAUGUCCAUUUUGAUUUGGAGGACUCAGACUACAUCAGGAGCAACCGCCACAGCCCUAAGUUCAGCCGGCUGCUGGAUCCCAGCACUCCAGUUUUAGAGUUCAAAGCUAUUGGCUUUUCAGCUCCCACAAGAAGGUCUUUUAAUGUGGUGAACCCAACCAGGAAGGCUUACGAUUUUAAAUGGAGGUGCGAAGACACAGCGGCCAGUCCUUUUCAUUGUCUAACAUCUUUUGGGACCAUCCCAUCAGGAAAGAAAGUGGAAAUGUGUUUUGAAUUUGUUGCUGAGCACCAGGAGACAGUGGAGUCGCUGUGGAGCUUCUUGAUUGAGAACCUGUCACUGUCUUUUCCCUUCCUUUGUGUGGGAACUGCUAGAGAACCAUGUGUCUAUCUUGACAGACCUCAUCUUGAUUUUGGGGAGUUGGUUGUUGGACAUAAAGUGGAGCAAACGGUUGAUCUGGUGAAUGCAGAGGAGGAACCCUUCCAAUUCUCCGUCCUGCAGUUGUCUCUUCUCUCUGAAGAUCAGCAGUCCAGCCUGACUUUGAAGCCCAUGAAUGGCACAGUGAUGUCCAAAAAUAGGUUACCACUGUUGGUGUCCUUCACACCUUCCUUAGAGAGAUAUGUACACUUCAGACUGAACCUGAAAGUAAAGAGGAAGUUGGAACCACUUUUACUCAACGUUAAGGCUGAUUGUUUUAACAUGAGCGUUGUAGUUCAGAUUCAGGAGCAUAACGGGAGCCUCAGAGAGAUCUUACCAAACCACGAAAAUACAUUAGACUUCGGAAAGGUGGGGAUUUCAGAGCAAUGCACCUACAAUCUCCUGGUCUCCAAUCUUUCAAGAUUCAUCCUGGAAGUAAGCUUUGAGUUGACUGGCGACAGAGAGCACCUUCAACAGUUAGAGGUGAAACCUCAAGCUGGAGCUGUGGAGAUUGGGAAGCAGCUCCAGGUGUCAGUGUUCUUUUGCCCUCAGACCGUUUGGAACCUGCAGGAUGUCCAACUAAUUGUCAAGGUGAAGCUCGGCCCAACUUUUACUUUCUCUAUUAAAGGCAGAGCUAGAGCACCCAGCCUCGAUUUCUCCUUCACCAAGUUCAACUUUGGAAAGUGUUUCCUGUUCUGUCCGGGCAUGUUGCCACCAUCCCAAACUCUUCUCAUUCACAACAAAGACACAAUGGAAGUCAGUGUCCAAUGCCAGUUCAAAAACACAGGAUUCUUGGAGGUGGACUUCCAACCAGAUAUUUUGAGGCCUGGUGCUGUGAUGAAGAUACCAAUUAAAUUCUACCCCCAGAGGACUUCUCGUUAUAAUGGAAAGCUCACCUUUGUCUUAAACGACUGUGUCACAAAACAUGUGGAAAUAGAAGGACAAGGCAUUGAGUUAAAGCUGGAAGUGACUGAUCCCUCACAAAAGAAGGUGAAGCUGGGGUCUCUGAUGUUGGGUCAGAGGGUGAACAAACAGGUGGUUCUUGUCAAUCACAGCCUCUUAGACCUUUCUUUCACUUUGACACUUAGCACAAAUAUUCCACUGGAUCCCAAGGACCUGUCUGUCAGCCCAGCAGGUGAGCUGAAACUGAAAUCUGGUGGCGGCUCCUGUAAGGUGGAGAUACAGUUCUCGCCUCAUCAGCAUAUUCCUCCUUUUUCUGCGGAGCUGCAGGCGAAGUUUGCAGGCUUCUUCCACCCCCUGCUGACCAUUGAGGGCUGCUGCAAGGGGGUGGAAGUCCAUUUAGACUCGAACCAUUUGUCUUUUGGAGCUGUGGUCCAGCACUGCAAGACGAGCAGGAGGAUUGUCAUGAUGAACACGGGUGAUGCCAGUGCCAGAUUUCAAUGGCAAACAGAUUUCCCUCCAGAGUUGUCUAUCAAACCAGUGAAAGGAUAUAUCGGUCCAGGCAAGGAUGUUCCCUUUGAGGUGACCUUUGCCCCCUUGAAGCCCUGUAAUGACCUCAGAUAUGAGAACCUGUCCUGCUUCAUCGAAGGUUCCCCGUCGGUUAAACUGACGGUUACAGGCUCCUGCAUUCAAGCUUCCACAAGCAAAGAGGUGGUAAACUUUGCUUGCCGAGUGCAAAGUUCUCAAACUCAGAGCCUGUCCAUAACCAACCCCUGCAGCGAGCGCUGCAGCAUCAGACCUGCCAUCGAGGGGGAACAGUGGAGUGCUACUCUCUUUCUGACCUUUGAACCCAACCAAACCAAGACAUUUGACAUAACGUACAGACCACUGACCAUGACCCCUGAAGGACACAAGCACCUGGGAUCAGUUUUUUUCUCCUUUCCUGCUGGGAAGGGAAUGUUAUUCAGCCUGCAGGGAACAGCUACUCCUCCCAAAGCAAAGGACACCAUCAUGCAUGAGCUGCCUGCCAAAACUAAACACUGUGAGGUUCUCCAGGUUAACAAUUGGCUCUCCAGGCAGCAGAGGUUCUGUGUGCUGCUAGAAGUACUUAAGCAUGAGAAAACAGACCCGAUCGUGUUCCUAAAGGGACACGACUCCAUUGAGGUUCCUGCUUUGACCAAGAGAGACUAUAAGAUGUCUUUUUUUGCAUACAGAGAGGGGGAUUACAACACCAAGGUGACAUUUCGUAAUGAGGUAACAGGUGAGUACUUGUUUUACCUCGUUAAUUUUAAAGUCAGGCCUCCAGGAGUCCUGUCCACCAUCAAGCUGGAGACCCCUGUCCGCCAGAUGGCCUCAGCUGCUCUAAACGUGGAGAACCCUCUGACCACCGCUACCAGCUUCACCACAGAGUGUAAAUGUGGUGACAUCAAGGCUCCACCUCAGCAGACCGUGCCGGGACAAUCCAAGGGUGUUCUGAGCUUCGAGUAUCUGCCUCUUCAUGUAGGCGAGUCUACCGCACGGCUUACGUUGUUCAGUAGUGAUCUGGGCCAUUUUCCCUACAAUCUGCUUCUCAAAGCUCUGCCCCCACCAACGGAGGAGACGGUUCACUUCCAGGCUGCACUGGGAAACAGCCACUCUACCCCCGUUAAGUUCAUCAACUACACCCACCUCAUAACCAAGUACCAGUGUAAGACUGAUUGUCCUGAUUUUACCGUGGACAAAAGUGUUAGUGCUUCGCCCGGUUUUCCUUCAGGGUCAGAGGUGAGGGUGGAAGUUCGUUUCGAGCCACAUCAGCUGGGGGAGGUGAAGGGACAGCUCAGCCUGACCUCAGAAACUGGUGGGGAAUACAUCUUUCCUUUGCACGGUGUGUGCAUCCUCCCGAGACCUCAGGGCCCGUUCAGAAUCACAGCGGGUGGCAGCGUCACCAUCCCCUUCAAGAACGUGUUCUGCCAAACCACAACUUUCUCUUUGCAGGUUGACAACCCCUGCUUUACUGUCAAAGCGGUGAACAGCAUUCCCUCUAAAAAGACACAAAACAUCCUGGUGUCCUUUGAAGCUCCUACAGGGGGACCUCCUGGACCAUGGUUUGGGAAGAUGACCAUCUGCAGCCAGCACUCAGAGGACCACUGCAAGCCAUGUUCAUGGGUCUACUACCUAAAGGGCCAGCGACCCCAGUCUUCUUUGGAAACAUAAAGAGAACAUCCGAACAGACAGCUAUGCCUUCAUUUUUCAAUUUAACUUAGGUUAUCUCUAUCUUAUGUGUUGGAAUUUUAGAUUGUUUUGAACCUGGAGUCUAAAUGUUGAUGCCAAAAAUGUAAAAUACAUUUCUCUUGACUGCGA